AUGUCCUUCACGCAGAAGGAUGCUUCUGACAGCAAGAAGUCCAAGAUCGCGAUCCCUCAGUCGUUCGUCAAGUUGGCCGUCGGUAAAGCCUUUCGCGCGCUUGAGAGCGCAAUGCCGCAUACUGCUAAGCAGCAGAUCGACUCUUUGGGGAUCAGGCGCAUCGCAGGCAGCAGCUCUGACAGCACCGAGGAGAUCAGACGACUGAUGGACGAGAACGCAGCCCUCAUGGGUGAGGUGAACAUGUGGAAAGGAAGGUAUCGUGCGCUGCAGAGUCUAUGCGAGCACAUGGAGCGAGGGGCAAAGAUCACCCCAGAAGUCCCUUCGCGGCAGAUGGAGUUGUUUGCAGCCGCCAACCCCUCCCUCAGGAAGCGAAGCAUGGUCUCCUCCUCCGACGCUACUCCGGCCAACCUCUGCCUCUCCCCUCCCCUCCGCCCUUCCUCCCCUCCGCUGGCUCAGGCUGGGAACGACGAGAGGGGAGGAGAGCUGCACGGGAGUUUUCACCUUGCUCCUGCCUCCCAGGAGCUCUUCACCGAGGAGUGCGGAAGGAGCGACCAGGGCUGUCUCGUAGGACGGAACCUCUCCGGCAUCUCCUCCAGCACGUUCCAAGACGCCAUCUCCGAGUACGACGAGGACAUGGGUAACGAGCGGCUGCUCGAGCACCUGGUUCUCUACGGCGUCUCGGGCAAUACAGCGCAUGCCAUGUGGGCAGACGCGCUCAGCAGUGGCGACUCCACUUCCUCCUCCUCCUGCGUGGCCUCGUGCAUCCCCGAGCAGCUCUGGUGCUAUCCCAGUGUGCCCGAGGUGCGAGAGUUGGAGCAGUUUGCCUUCCCUUACCAGGUUUGCGGGGUCACUGCAGCUGGGGAAGGGAGAGUGAGUCCUUGCCAGGUCCCUGUCCAGCUGGAGACGAACGACAGCUGGCGGCAUCUCCUCGCGGAAGAAG
This is a messenger RNA of Guillardia theta CCMP2712, 940 nucleotides long. RefSeq lists its product as hypothetical. NCBI's taxonomy places the organism in Eukaryota, Cryptophyceae, Pyrenomonadales, Geminigeraceae. The transcript is spliced from 2 exons. The annotation marks the transcript as partial. The record is from RefSeq and is a predicted model, not a curated record.